This is a messenger RNA of Micropterus dolomieu (smallmouth bass), 9036 nucleotides long. Its product is annotated as unconventional myosin-XV-like. Gene Ontology annotation, biological process: vesicle transport along actin filament; actin filament organization. Bases 1 to 7302 code for a protein of 2433 amino acids. The transcript has 24 exons. Gene Ontology annotation, cellular component: cytoplasm; actin cytoskeleton; vesicle. The record is from RefSeq and is a predicted model, not a curated record. NCBI's taxonomy places the organism in Eukaryota, Metazoa, Chordata, Actinopteri, Centrarchiformes, Centrarchidae. Gene Ontology annotation, molecular function: microfilament motor activity; ATP binding; actin filament binding.
AUGCCCGGCAAGAAAGAUGCCAAGAAGGAUGCAAAGAAGGGUGGAAAGCCUGAACCAGAAAAAAAGAAAGAGGAGGAAAAGAAAGGAAAGAAUGACAAAAAGGGAGGAAAAGACGACAAGAAACCCAGCAAGGAUGAUAAGAAAAGUGGAAAGGAUGAUAAGAAAGGGGGGAAGGAUGAUAAGAAAGGGGGGAAGAAAGGAAAGGAGGAGCCACCCAAGGGGAAAGAUGAUGGAAAGAAAGGAAAAGAUAAAGGGAAAGAAGAAGAUGACGAGGAGGAUGAAGAUGAAGAGGAGGAAGAUGAUGAUGAAGAGGACUAUGGGAAAUCCAAAAAGAAAUCUAAAGAUGGCCAUAAAGGAGGGAAAUCGGAUGCUGAUGCAAAGAAGAAAAAAGGUAAAAAGAAAGAGGAAGCUCCACAGCUUCCAAUAAAGGAAAUCCCAAAGAAAGGUCUGAAGAACAUGUCCACAAUGUUCAUGAAAUUUUCUGGAUUCAAGAGACGCAGGAACAGCAGGAAGAAGCUGAAAAGUACAUCACGUUUGUUCCUGGGGUUAGGGAGGAGAAAGACCCGCCUUGCUAAAAAGAAACGCCGCAAGUCCAUGCUGAAGAACACCUCUCGAUUCAUGAUGAGGUUUAAGGCCAGCAAAAAGAUUAAAAAGGAGAAAGAGGCCAAAGAGAAGGAGGCAGCAAAUGGUGGGAAAAAGCCAACCUAUAUGUUGCUUCGUCUGGGAGGAGGGAAAGAAUCAAAUGAAAAGAAGGGGGGCUUCUUCAAAGGCUUAUUUGGAAAAAAGAAUGGUGCCGGGGCUGCUGACGACUUCAAAGUCAGAAGUGUGUUGCUGGGAAAGGUUGCAGCAGCAACUAACUGGCUGACCAAACGCUUCCUGUCCACAAAAAUGCGAGGGCGUAGAGCACAUAGGCAACAAGCCAGCUCCAGAGGUUAUCUCCAUGGUUACCAUAAUGAUGGUUAUGAGCAGGAGGAGGAGGCUUAUGGAUACAACCAGCAACAUUCAGUCCACCAGAAAGGUUAUGGAGGCUAUAAUGAUGGUUAUGGUGGUUAUGGAGACGAGGCAACUGCAGCAUAUGGAAGCCAGGGUCAGUUCGGCUACUAUGACAAUGGAGCAGGGGGAACAGAGUAUCAAGACUUGGGUUACUAUGAGGAAGAAGUACUCUAUGAUCCAAAUUCAGAAUAUUAUGAAGGUGGUCUUCAUGAUGAAGGCCUGGUGGACUACAGUAACCCAUAUUCCUCUGCCCCAGGCUAUUAUAACAACCAGGAAGUUGAUUACUAUGGUUACCAGCAACAACAGGCAAUGGCAAUGUACGGUGACGAGGGUCUAGACUACUAUGUUAUGGGUGAGGACCAAAUGUAUCAGGGAGAUGGAUUCUUUGACCCUCAGGCUCAUGGUUAUUAUGAUGAAAAUGGUCAAGGAAUUCACUACAGUGAUGGACAAGGGGGUUAUUAUGACAACCAACAGGCAGGAUAUUAUGAGAACCCUUAUGCAGCAACUAUGGGAAUGCAGGGGGGAUUUUCACCAGACCAUCAACUUAAUUAUAGUGAUGCUGGCAUGCCCUACCAAGACUACAGCUCUCAGCAGGCAAUUGGAUUCCCACCAGGAGGCCAGGAGGUCUUUGGCUUUGGAGGGCAAGGGAUGGGUCAGGUACAGGAUCUGUAUGGGGGCCAAUAUGCUGACCAGUUGGACCAAUAUGAAGUUGAUACUGGUGGAAUUCAGGGAGGGGAGAUGACAUUUCGAGUUCCUAGACCUCAAGUGCGUCUAUUUGGGAAAGAGCGCCUAGAUGUGCCCCUGCCCCCUCCACCUACUUUGCCACCUGAUCCAGAAUUUGAAGAUAUGUCAGAAAUACAGUAUGAAGACCAGAUUCCUCUUGCACCAGGUCAACUUGAACAAAUGAUGUUUUCUCAACAACAAAAUAUGUUGCCCCCUCAAGAACAAUUGAUGAUGCCCCCACAGACAAUGUCACCACUGCAAAAGAUGUCACCACAACAACAAAUGAUGAUGUCUCCUCAAGACCAAAUGAUGUUUUCUCAACAACAAACUAUGUUGCCCCCUCAAGAACAAAUGAUGAUGCUCCCACAGAUGUCACCACAGCAACAGAUGAUGUCACCACAGCAGCAAAUGAUGUCACCACAGCAGCAAAUGAUGUUACAACAAGAACAGGGUAUGUCUGCCCAAAUGAUGCCAUCACAGAUUCUGUCACCACAGCAGCAGAUGAUGCCCCAGCAAAUGAUGUCACCACAGCAGCAGAUGAUGCCCCAGCAAAUGAUGUCACCACAGCAGCAGAUGAUGUUGGCGCAGCAACAGAUGAUCUCUCCAGAAAUUAUUUCACCACAGCAGCAAAUGAUGACAGACCCGAUGAUGAUGUCACACCAACAGGGUUAUGGCCCAGUGUCGAUCCCCACUCCAACUGCCAUGAUUAUAAAGCAAGCAAGUAUGUCCCCGCUUCCUGCGCGUCGCAUACAAGCCUCCCCAACUCCAUCCCGCCGCUCUGUCAUCAUGUCACCCCAACAGAUGCAGCACCAUCCCUCUGCCAUGGCUUCCCCAGUACCAUCUCCUAUGCUUGCACAGAGACGCAGCCCCUCACCACAACCAUCUAUGAGGAGUGGGUUCAUUAAUGCCCAAAGACCCCCAUCUGUCAUGUUGAGACGAAUCUCCCCUCCUUCAUCCCCCGUGGCCUCGCCCAUCGCCCGUCGUAGAAUGCAACCUCAGAGGUCACCAUCUCCCCUGGCUCGAGGGCCCUCACCCCCCCACUCUCCCCGUACCUCCAUGAUCCGCCAAAGUCCUCCACCCUCACCAAGAGCAUCAAUGAGACAACGUUCGCCACCUUCCUCACCCCGUGCUUCCAUGAGGAGGCGAAGUCCCCCACCUUCUCCCACUCCAGCACGCAGCCCGUUUGGAGGGAGGAAGAUGCGUGGGCCACCUUCCCCUCCCCUAUCUCCUGGUCAUGCAUCCCCCCGUCUCUCUCCACAGCUCAGUAGAAGACCAUCUCCCUCUCCCUCCCAGUCUUAUCGCAGUUUAUCCCCUGCAGGGCACAGGCCCUCACCAUCAUCUCCUACCCUCUCUCGUCGCUCAACUCGGCUACUCAGGGACCCCACACCAUUGGCCCGGCCUAGGAUGGGGGGAAAUGUUCCCUUAGGUACUGUCAGACCUUCUCCUAUGGGUCUCCGAGGGCGCCCAGUUCCCCCACCCACCCAAAAUGUGCGUCCCUUCCGUGCCUCCUCCAUUCGAAGCAAUAGGUCUUCUGUUCUCACAGUGGACUCUCUCAACUCCUCCCCUUUUCACUCCCCCCACAUGGUCCACCGGGCUCCUCUGCGGAGGAGAGAAUCUGGCCGAUUUGCUCCUCGCCCUGUGGCUCGUGGACGCCCCCUCAUGGCACAGCAGUCUAUAAGAAGGAUGCCUCCUGCCUCUCCACAGCCCUCCUUGAAACACAUGCCAUAUUCUGCAUCACCACGCCUUUCUCCUCGACUUUCUCGUCAGUCCUCCCCUCUCCUGCUCCCUCGAGCUGCCCAUCCACCCACUUAUGCACCAGAAACGUAUGUGUCUGGCCCCUAUGCUGAUCCUUAUACUGAGCAGUUGCAUCAGUUUGUUCCCCCCUCUUCCCCCAUGUUAUCUGGUGCUUUGCAGAACCAGGCUAUUCAACAUGCCUCCUUUGCUUCAGCCCUUGGCCCACAACCAGCCCAGAUGGUAGGCAUGGGUGAGAUGGCUUCUGAAUAUGUAGAACAUUAUGCUCCCUCAUCCCCUUUGCUUUCUGGUGCAAUGCGAAACCAGGCUAUUCGAGAUGCAUCCUAUGUUUCCUCACUGCCGAGACCAAUGUCACUUUAUGAGCAGCCUAUGGCCCCUUCAUCUCCCAUGUUGUCUGGGGCCCUGCAGAAUCAAGCCUUAAGAGAUGCAUCUUAUUCUUCUCCUUUACAAAGGCAAAUGUCCCCUCGUGAGCAGCCUAUGGCCCCUUCAUCUCCCAUGCUGUCUGGGGCGCUGCAGAAUCAAGCCUUACGAGAUGCAUCUUAUUCUUCGCCUUUACAAAGGGAAAUGUCCCCUCAUGAGCAGCCUAUGCACCCUUCUUCACCAAUGCUGUCUGGAGCUUUGCAAAACCAGGCAGUGAGAGAUGCCACCUAUGUGUCUCCUCUUCAAAGACCUCAGUCCCCAUAUGCCCAAUCUGUACCUUCAUCUCCAAUGCUUUCUGGAGCCAUGAGACAUGGUCAGGCACUAAGAGGUGUGGCUUCUUAUCAGACUCCACAGCUCCAUUCACCAUACGGGCCGACUAUUGUUACUCCAUAUGAUUAUAUCUCUGAGCCUGGCCCAGCACCACUGCUUCAUGAUGCACUGCAGAACCGGUCUGGUCUGCAGAAUGUCUCAUCUUUAAGAUCCCCCAUGAUGCAACACCGUAACCCUUAUGCACCAGCUGGGCCACAGCUCCACAGUGCUCUUACACAGAACCCAAACCUCCGUCAAGCAUCUUAUCAGACACCUGUGCAACUCAGGCGAUCCCCAUAUGGACCCCCACCACCCUCUUCACCAAUUUUGGGAAGUGCCCUACAAAAUCCACAGCUGAUGCAGGCAUCGUACCGGCUACCAGAUGGAUCUUUGGUGUCACCAUAUGCAGAUUCACGUUCCUCCCCAUUGCUCGGCCAUGCCAUGCAAAACCAACAAGUUCGUGGUGCCUCAUACACCUUGCCUGAUGGAUCAAUUAUCAGGGACCCACGUGUGCCCCAGAGGCCCACGUCUCCUAACCUUUCCAGGGCUCUUCAGAACCAGGGUCUCAGAACUGCUUCAUAUAAUCUCCCUGAUGGCACCAUUAUAGACCCUAGACAGCAACAACCCAUUUCUCCAAACCUGGCCAAGGCACUAAAUAACCCAGCGCUGCGUGAAGCCUCCUAUUCUCUCCCUGAUGGUACCAUCAUGAUUGACCCUAACAAAAAGAAGUCCCCAAACCUUACAGCAGCACUUCAGAACCCCUACCUGAAAAGUGCAUCUUACACCCUCCCCGAUGGUACUAUCAUCAUUGAUCCACGGAAACCCAUCUCUCCAAACCUUUCCAAUGCUCUUCAAAACUCUGCUCUGCGGAAUGCCUCCUUCACACUACCAGAAGGGGUUCAUGACCCCAAUACACCCAUUUCACCAAACCUGGCUAAGGCCCUCAGUAACCCAGCCUUGAAAGGAGCUUCAUACACCCUCCCCGAUGGAACUAUUAUCGUGGACCCAAGGAAACCAAAGACCCCCAACCUGACAGCCGCCCUGCAGAAUCCCUAUCUAAAGGGUGUGUCCUACACUCUGCCUGAUGGAACCAUCAUCAUUGACCCACGGAAACCAGUUGCCCCUAACCUGUCUAAAGCUAUUACGAACGAGAACCUUCGUAAUGCAUCAUACCGGCUCCCUGAUGGUUCCUUGGUUAUCCCUGGUCAGAAGCCCUCCACUCCCAACCUUGCAGCUGCUCUGAGGCAAAACCAGGCAAUCCGGUCUACAGGUCUCUAUCAUCUGCCAGAGAACUAUGUGCUGUCAGGCGUACCCAAACCCACAACUCCCAACAUCAACUCUGCACUACGGAAAGAGGAACUCCAGGGUGUCCAUUUCAGGCUGCCGGAUGGCUCUCUUCUCACACGUCGGUUCCACAACCCAAGCCUGUCGAAUGCCAUCCAAAAUCAGCAGCUUCGCUAUGCUUCAUACAGCGUGCCAACAGGCCUGCAGGGUGAGGAUAAUCGCUAUGCUGUGGUUCCUCCCUAUGGGCCACGCUCAGGACACUGGGCCAGGAAUGCCCGAGGAGGAGGGGAAGGAGGAGAAGAUGUUUGGGCAGCUGAAAGGGUUUUACCACAUGGGACGGUCCAGAAUCUGUCAAAGUGGUCCAUGUACAGAGAAGAUGGGGUGUUAGAAGGAUUUUCACCCACACCUCGGGUUGUGGAUGGACAGCCUCAGGACACAGACUGGACUCCUGACAGAGAUAGAGUACCUGGUCAAAGCUGGUAUGACAAGAUCUACUCUAUUUUGAGCAUGCCCACAACAGGCCACAGGCCGAAACGCUGGGCAGAGGGAAUGGAGGACAUGACACAGCUGCCUGAGCUGAAUGAGACCACAGUUCUGAUGAACCUUAAGAAGCGCUACGACCAGGAACUUGUAUAUACCUACAUAGGCAGCAUCCUCGUGUCUGUGAAUCCCUACAAGUUGCUCAACAUUUAUGGCACAGACAUGGUGCUUCAGUAUGCGGGCCGCGGCCUGAGUGACAACCCUCCUCAUCUUUUUGCCAUUGCUAAUCUCUCAUAUACCACCAUGAUGGAUGCCAAAAAGGAUCAGUGUAUUGUGAUCAGUGGAGAAAGUGGGUCAGGAAAGACUGAAGCUACUAAACUGAUUCUGCGUUACCUGACAGCCAUACAUCACAAGUGCAACGUCACACAACAGAUAGAGAUACUAGAGGCCACACCCCUGUUGGAGUCUUUUGGGAAUGCCAAAACAGUGCGCAAUGACAACUCUUCACGCUUUGGCAAAUACACGCAGAUCUACAUGGAGGAGGGUGUUAUCAGCGGUGCCAUAACGUCCCAGUACCUGUUGGAGAAGUCCCGCAUUGUCUUUCAGGCCAAAUCGGAGAGGAACUAUCACAUCUUCUAUGAGAUGUUGGCGGGUCUUCCUCCUCAUGAGAAGCGCUCACUCUAUCUGCAGGAAGCUGAGACUUACUACUAUCUGAAUCAGGGAGGUGAUUGUACCAUAGAGGGGAAGGAUGAUGGGGAGGACUUCAGGCGUCUUCUGAGUGCCAUGGACAUCUUGUGUUUCACCCCAGAGGAGCAAAAUGGCAUCUACAGAUUGCUGUCCUCUGUCCUUCAUCUGGGGAAUGUCUACUUCCAGCCACUCCAGGCUGAGGGUCAGGAGGUUGCAUCGAUGGUGAGCGCACAGGAGAUCAGGGUGGUAGCUGAGCUGUUGCAGGUCUCACCUGACGGCCUGCAGAAGUCUGUCACCUUCAAAAUGACAGAUACAGUAAGGGAGAAGAUCUUAACUCCACUCACAGUGGAGAGUGCUGUGGAUGCCAGAGAUGCCGUUGCCAAGAUCCUGUACUCGCUGCUGUUUAGUUGGCUGACGGAGCGCAUCAACGGACGGGUCUACCCUCGCAACGAAGCCCUCUCCAUCUCCAUAUUGGACAUAUAUGGAUUUGAGGAGCUACAGGUGAAUAGUUUUGAGCAACUUUGCAUCAACUACGCCAACGAAACUUUGCAGUUCUUCUUUAACAGAGUCAUCUUCCAAGAGGAGCAGACAAAUCCCAAAGUGCUACAUAUUAAAAAACACAAACGUGCUAAAAAUAAAACCCAAAGAGAAUAAGAAUAGCAAUCAACCAAAAGCUCUGCUAAAAAGGUUGGUUUUAAGGCCACGUUUAAAAGCAUCCAUAGUCUGUGGUGUCCUCAGGUGGUCAGGGAGAGCAUUCCACAGGCCAGUCUACCAUAGUACGGAGCACGGUCCUGGGAGGUUUCAGGAGAUAUAAACAGAAUGGAGAGUACGUGUAGAGGUUUGUGGGGUGAGGAGUUCCUUGAGAAAGGGGCGGUGUCACCAUGGAUGCACUGGUGGGUGAGGAGGGAGACCUUAUACUCAAUACUGAGUGAGACAGAAAGCCAGUGGAGUGAUUUGAGGAUGGGGCAAUUGCGCACCCUCAUCAGGAUCCUAGCAGCUCUGUUCUGAAUGUACUGCAGCUUCUGGAGGCUUUUGCCGGGAAUCCUGGUGAGGAGCACAUUGCAGUAGUCCAGAUUGUAGGAGACAAAGUUGUGGACAAGCUUUUCUGCGAUGUUCCUGAAGUGGAAGAAGGUAGUCUUGUAUAGAUUUUUGAUGUGAGCCUGAAAGGUCAGAUGAGAGCCCGUUCUAACACUCAGGUUGGCGGCUCAUGUUGAAAGUGGAAUAUCCUGGUGAGAGAAGGUGAUGUUGGUAAUGACAGAUGAAUGGACCUGGUGUGGAGUGCAGACCAGGAUGGCUUCAGUCUUAGAGCUGUUUAACUGCAGGAAGUUUUGCUUAAUCCAAGUGUUUAUCUCCCCCAGGCAGGUGGGUGAUGGCAGGGCAGCAGAAGGGGUUGGGUUAGUCCUGAGGUAGAAUUGAGUGUCAUCAGCAUAGCAGUGGAAUGAAACUCCAUGCCGGCUGAUGACACAGCCGAGGGGGAGCAUGUAGAGAAUAAACAGGGUGGGGCCAAGCACUGAGUCUUAAGGGACACCACAGGUGACGUUGUCUGUCAGGGAUUAAUGCUCAGUUCUCCUGGUUAGGUAGGAUGAAAACCAGUUGUGGACAGAGUCAGAGAGACCGAUGGUGGAGUGUAGAUAGUAAAGGAGGAUGUUGCAGUCCACAGUGUCGAACACUGCAGUCAAGUCCAGGAGGAUGAGAAAUGAUGGAGAGCCAGCGUCUGCUGUCAUCAGCAGGUCAUUUAUGACCCUGACCAGAGCCGGUUCCGUGCUGUGGCCAGGACGGAAAGCAGGCGGUAUAUUUUUUUUAAGAUAUAGAAGUAGUUGCCAUAGUACAACUCCUUUUUCCAGCAGCUUGGAAAGGAAUUUGAGGUUGGAGAUGGGCCUGUAGUUGGCAAAGACUUCUAGGUCUAAGGUGGGUUAUUUGAGAAUAGGCUGUGAGUCGGGAGAGGCAGGUUGAAGUGAGCAGGACAGGAGGGAGAGGAUGGUGUCUACUUUUUUCCUGAAAAAAAAAAGUGGUCAGAAUUAGGGCUGCAUCUAACGAUGAUUUUAGUAUUGGAAGCUUCGAUAGAUUAUUUCAACGAUUCAUCGAUGUGUCGUUUAAGUACUUUUGCUUGCCCCCCCCAACGGGAUCAGCUGUGCACUUUUAUAGGUGAUAGAUAUUUAUUAGUCCUUUCAGAAAUUCAUAGUGUCAUACAGCAAACAUCCGACCAACAACCAGACAGCUGCUUUACAAACACAAACAUCACCCAAGUGCUAUACAAGUUAUGCUAAAGGCUCGUGCAGACUACACGACUUUCAGCAUCGGCCGAUGGCCGGGCCGUUCACACAACUUGUAUGACAGCAGUCUUGAAGUUGUUGUGGCGUUCACACUGCAUGACUGAUCGAUGACAGG